UUUUUUAAAAAUGCAAAGUGUACAGCAGCUCAUGAAAGUGUUCGUCACGAGACGUAUUCCGCCGGAGGGCAUGAAAAUUCUCAGGCAAUCCGGGAUAUGUUCUCUGUCAGUGUGGGAUUCUGAUGAGCCCGUCCCUCAUGCUGAGCUCCUGAAAGGUGUCGCCGGUGUUCAUGGGAUCCUGUGCUUGCUGACGGACCGAAUCAACGCUGAGGUGCUGGACGCCGCUGGGCCCAGUCUCAAGGUGAUCAGUACUCUGUCUGUGGGCUUUGAUCACCUGGCCAUCGACGAGAUUAAGAAAAGGGGCAUAAGGGUAGGAUACACGCCUGAUGUGCUGACUGAUGCCACAGCUGAGCUGACCGUCGCUCUGCUCCUGGCUACAGCGAGACGCCUACCAGAGGGCAUUCAGGAGGUUAAAAGUGGAGGAUGGAGCUCGUGGAAGCCUCUGUGGCUGUGUGGUUAUGGGUUGUCGGGUAGUACAGUUGGUGUUGUUGGACUGGGACGUAUAGGCAUGGCCAUCGCACAGCGACUCAAGCCCUUUGGCGUGAAGCGACUGCUGUAUUCUGGCAGGCAUCCCAAACCUCAGGCCAGCGAGGUAGAUGGAGAACAUGUCCCGUUGGAGGUGCUGGUAAGCAAAAGUGACUUUGUUGUUGUGUCAUGUGCACUGACUCCAGAAACUCAGGGUCUGUGUGACAAAGCCUUUUUCAGCAAGAUGAAGAAGACUGCAGUCUUUGUCAACACCAGCAGAGGAGCUGUGGUGAAUCAGGAGGACCUGUUUGAAGCCUUGUCCACGGGUCAGAUCGCUGCGGCUGGACUUGAUGUCACAACCCCAGAGCCCCUGCCUGUGGACCACCCCUUACUGACACUCAAAAACUGCGUGGUUCUCCCUCACAUUGGCAGUGCAACCUACUCCACCCGUGGUACUAUGGCUGAGCUGACUGCCACCAAUCUGCUGGCAGGCCUGAUGGGCACUGCCAUGCCUAGUGAACUAACUCUGUAGUGCCCCCUCCUGGAAAUGAACCUAAACUUCACCAGCCUCCAUUGGAAAUGGAAGCUACCUCAGAGCUAAGUCAGAGCAGUAGGGUGAGGGUGGCUGCUGCUUUAGGCAGACAAAUCAGUCCUGAUUUAUUAACAAUGAAUUAAUUAACCGUAACUUGCACUUCUACUGGAUAAU
Chanos chanos (milkfish) is the source of this 1171-nucleotide messenger RNA. It is a transcript of the gene grhpra, whose product is annotated as glyoxylate reductase/hydroxypyruvate reductase a. The record is from RefSeq and is a predicted model, not a curated record. Gene Ontology annotation, molecular function: NAD binding; hydroxypyruvate reductase (NADH) activity; glyoxylate reductase (NADPH) activity. Lineage: Eukaryota; Metazoa; Chordata; Actinopteri; Gonorynchiformes; Chanidae. Gene Ontology annotation, cellular component: cytosol. Bases 11 to 997 code for a protein of 328 amino acids. The transcript has 9 exons.